Messenger RNA from Budorcas taxicolor (takin), 4043 nucleotides. RefSeq names its product Abelson helper integration site 1 (gene AHI1). The transcript is spliced from 28 exons. NCBI's taxonomy places the organism in Eukaryota, Metazoa, Chordata, Mammalia, Artiodactyla, Bovidae. Gene Ontology annotation, biological process: motile cilium assembly. Gene Ontology annotation, molecular function: protein binding. The record is from RefSeq and is a predicted model, not a curated record. Bases 186 to 4043 code for a protein of 1285 amino acids. Gene Ontology annotation, cellular component: ciliary basal body.
GUACUCAGAGCCUGGGAGGCGGGCGGCUGGGGUGGCUGGGUGGCUGUCUCACUCCCAGCCCGCCCCGCACGGUCCGGGUGGUGGCUCCCUAGGGAUCCGUUGUCGGCAGUUCUGCGCCCUCUUCUGAGAUCCUGACUGAAUCGGUGCUUUAUACUAUCACUCAAUGCUCUCCGUAAAGCUGAGAUAUGCCCACUGUUGAGAGUGAAGCUAAAGUGAAGACCAAAGUUCGCUUUGAGGAGUUGCUUAAGGCCCACAAUGAUCUAAUACGUGAAAGAAAAAAAACGAAGAAAAAAAUUGUCCAAUCUGGAGAAAAAAUCUCACUUGAUGCUGUUACAAGCAGUCUUCAGAAAAUCAGGGAAACUGAAAGUGAUGCUAUAACUGCUGCUAACACUAAGAACCCAGAGAACAGUAAAACAGUAACUAAAACCAAACCAAGAGAUCCGCAGCCAGCAACUGAAGACCCAAAAAAUGAUGUUCGUGUGGAGGAUGACAAGCAAGAAAAGGCAAAUAAAAAGGUUACGAAAACCGCGCUCCAGGUGACUGCACGAGAGACGGAGCCAGAAGCUCCUGAGAAGGGAGAUGCGACGCCUCAGAAAGCGCGGACUAAGCCACAGCCAGGUGUGGCUCGUGACAAAGGUGGAAAGGCCAAGGAGGAAGGAGAAGACAGUGGUUUAGAUGAGGAACAGCUGAUGCAGGUAUACCAGCUCCAGGUAGCUGAAGAAAUGGCAAAGGAGAUUAAGAAGAAAAUCCGAAAGAAACUCAAGGAGCAGUUGUCUUACUUUCCCUUAGAUUCUUCAUUGCAUGAUGACAAAUUGAGUGGUGAAACACGAAAAAAGAAAAAAAAGAAAGUUCCCACCUUGUCUAAAUCUCAAACAAGUACAUCGAUCAUCUCUGAUGACCCAGUUGAAGGUGAACAAAAGAAAGAAUCUCCAGUUGGAGCAGUUACUUCAGAGACUCAUCAGGAUGAUGAUAUGAGCUCAAAGGAACAAAAUGUAGAAGACAACAUGCAAGAUGACACAAAACCCAGACUGAAAAAAAAGAAAAAGAAGGCUAAAACAGAUGAUAACGAAGAUACUGAUGGUGAUGGUGUUCAUGAAAUAACAAGCCGUGAUAGACCAGUUUAUCCCAAAUGUUUGCUUGAUGAUGACCUUGUCCUGGGAGUUUACAUUCACCGAACUGAUCGACUUAAGUCAGAUUUUAUGAUUUCUCACCCAAUGGUCAAAAUUCAUGUGGUUGAUGAGAAUACUGGUCAAUAUGUCAAGAAAGAUGAUAGUGAACGGCCUGUUUCAUCUUACUAUGAAAAAGAGAAUGUGGAUUAUAUUCUUCCUAUUAUGACCCAGCCGUAUGAUUUUAAACAGUUAAAAUCAAGGCUUCCAGAGUGGGAAGAACAAAUUGUAUUUAAUGAAAACUUUCCCUAUUUGCUUCGAGAUUUUGGUGAGAGCCCUAAAGUCAUCCUGUUCUUUGAGAUUCUUGAUUUCUUAAGCAUGGAAGAAAUUAAGAAUAACUCUGAAAUUCGAAACCAAGAAUGUGGCUUCCGGAAGAUUGCCUGGGCAUUUCUCAAGCUUCUAGGAGCCAAUGGAAAUGUAAACAUCAAUUCAAAACUUCGCUUGCAACUGUAUUACCCACCUACUAAGCCUCGAUCCCAGUCAAACGUUGUUGAGGUUUUUGAGUGGUGGUCAAAAUGUCCAAGAAAUCAUUAUCCAUCAACGUUGUAUGUAACUGUAAGAGGAUUGAAAGUUCCAGAAUGUGUAAAGCCAUCUUACCGUUCUAUGAUGGCUCUUCAGGAAGAAAAGGGUAAACCAGUGCACUGUGAGCGACACCAUGAACCAAGUUCAGUGGACAUAGACCCUGGAUUAGAGGAUUCAAAGGAAGUGGUGAAGUGGAAACGGUUGCCUGGGCAGGCCUGCCGUAUCCCAAACAAGCACCUCUUCUCACUAAAUGCAGGAGAGCGAGGAUGCUUUUGUCUUGCUUUCUCCCACAAUGGAAGAAUAUUAGCAGCAGCCUGUGCCAGCCGGGAUGGAUAUCCAAUUAUUUUAUACGAAAUUCCUUCUGGACGUUUCAUGAGAGAAUUGUGUGGCCACCUCAAUAUCAUUUAUGAUCUUUGCUGGUCAAAAGACGAUCGUUAUAUUCUUACUGCAUCAUCUGAUGGCACUGCCAGGAUAUGGAAAAAUGAAAUAAACAAUACAAAUACUUUCAGAGUUUUACCUCAUCCUUCUUUUGUUUACACGGCUAAAUUCCACCCAGCUGUAAGAGAGCUGGUGGUGACAGGAUGCUAUGAUUCUGUGAUACGUAUAUGGAAAGUUGAUAUGAGACAGGAUCCUGCCGUAUUGAUCCGACAGUUUGACAAUCACAAGAGUUUCAUCAACUCUCUCUGUUUUGAUAUUGAAGGUCACCACAUGUAUUCAGGAGACUGCACAGGGGUGAUUGUUGUUUGGAAUACGUAUGUCAAAGUCAAUGAUAUACAACACUCAGUGCGUCACUGGAGCAUAAACAAGGAAAUUAAAGAGAGUGAGUUUAAGGGAAUCCCGAUAAGUUACUUGGAGGUUCAUCACAAUGGAAAACGUUUAUUAAUUCAUACCAAAGACAGUACUUUAAGAAUUAUGGAUCUCCGAAUAUUAGCAGCAAGGAAAUUUGUAGGUGCAGCAAAUUAUCGAGAGAAGAUUCAUAGCACUUUGACACCAUGUGGGACUUUUCUCUUUGCUGGAAGUGAGGAUGGUAUAGUAUAUGUUUGGAACCCAGAAACAGGAGAGCAAGUAGCAAUGUAUUCUGACCUACCAUUCAAGUCACCAGUUCGAGACAUUGCUUAUCAUCCACUUGAAAAUAUGGUUGCAUUUUGUGCAUUUGGGCAGAAUGAGCCAAUUCUCCUAUAUAUUUAUGAUUUCAAUGUUGCCCAGCAGGAGGCUGAAAUGUUCAGACGCUACAAUGGAACCUUUCCAUUACCUGGAAUACACCAAAGUCAGGGUGCUUCAUGCACCUGCGCUAAACUGCCUCAUCAAGGAUCCUUUCAGACUGAUGACUAUGUCCCCACUGAACAUUCUUCAAUGAAGAUGCAACAAGUGAAACAGAAAAUCGAUUCUGUCACAAGCCAGCACUGUGCUACCGCUGCAACAUCACCUACAAGGCUCUGCAACCCAGCGAAGACCUCACAGGAGGUGAUACAAGCCUGUGCAGCGAAGGUCAACAAAAAUCUCUCAUUCACUUCGACAGCAGCCUCCUCACAGCAGUCUAAGUCAAAACAAUCAAACGUGCUGGGCGCUCAUCAGAUUCUGCGUCAGUUCGGUUUUACUCAAACCGGGAUUAUGAGCAUAGAAAGAAAGCCUUGUAACCACCGUGCAGAUACAGCACCAACGGUAGUGGCUCUUUAUGACUACACAGCGAAUCGAUCAGAUGAACUAACCAUCCAUCGCGGAGACAUUAUCCGAGUGUUUUUCAAAGAUAAUGAAGACUGGUGGUAUGGCAGCAUAGGAAAGGGACAGGAAGGUUAUUUUCCAGCUAAUCAUGUGGCUAGUGAAACACUCUAUCGAGAACUGCCUCCGGAGGUAAAGGAGCGAUCCCCUCCUUUAACCCCUAAGGAGAAAGCCAAAAUGGAAAAAGCUCUUCCAGCUCCGCAGAAGCAGUCAUUCAAGUCCCAGGAUUUCAGACUGAACUCAGAGUCUUUGGCACAUUCUGAAGCGGGCAGAGAACAGAGCCAGGAGGACCGAGGACAUGUCAUGGACACGCAGGGGAAGGAGACGGAGCAAACCAGCCGGAAAGUCACCCUCAUCGAGUGCCUGUGGAUUCUUGAAACAUGUCUACAUUGUCAUUACAAGUUUUUCUUGUCGCUGAUUUAUAGUAUCAGCAUGAAUAAUCAUCUGGCCUUCAUCCUAGCAAGAAUAAAAAGAUAUGGGGUGGUUGUCAAAAAGACUGCCCUCGUCCCCACACAACUCCUCAAUCCAUCCACCAUGCAAGUUCCAGAGACUGCUGGAGAGAAAACCAUGCAGAUGGCUGUCUGUCUGGACUCUACACAAAUUCAGCCCCUCCAGGGGGACUCCCCAAGUGACUAA